Molecule: messenger RNA, 837 nt
Organism: Phytophthora nicotianae INRA-310
Lineage: Eukaryota; Oomycota; Peronosporomycetes; Peronosporales; Peronosporaceae
Exons: 5
Coding region: 1-837 (278 amino acids)
Source: RefSeq, a predicted model, not a curated record
AUGCCUCCCACGCCCCCUGUGCCCGUGCAAGUCUCGCAGAAUGACCUACCGCGUGUCCUCGCCGUCCUGGUGUUGGGUUAUGCUGCUGUCUCGUGGCUGGCGCUCCAGAUGGACGAGUUUUUCGCUGCGGACGAACAGGACGACAACUUCAGCUUCCCUAAAGUGGGGGCUUUUGUCGCGCUGUACACGGUCAUGAUGGCUAUCUCCCGUUUUUACGAGCAUGGCACAUACGUCUUGUACGAGAUGCUGUGGGCGUGUAAUGUAUCCCUCGUGCUGGUGGUUAUGGCUCUCUACUUCUCCAAGCCCUUCCUGGUCGGCGUGGCGAUGGUAACGGUGUCAGGAGACCAGCUACUCUGGUACAUCGACACUCUAUCAUUCGUACUGAACGGCAAGUUCAUUACCGGUGCCAUGAAGUACCUCACGUACCCGGAGAACCGCUCCUUCUCCAAGACGUUCUUCGCAACUCACCACCUGUGGUUCCUGCCCGUGUGCCUAUACAUCACUACCGGUCACGGCGGUAUGCACGGCUCAAGCUUUGUUAGUUCUUGCAUCCUGACCACGUUCCUGGCUGUGUUCUGCCGUGCGCUCACGCCCUUUGAAGUGCGUGUACCCGGCAGCGACCACAUCAUCUAUCUCAACGUGAACGGUGGCUACGAGUUCUGGAGGGAUAUUAAGAUCCCGCUGCUUCAUUUGUUGGACCACCACCACCCCAUGCUGUACAUCCCGUACCUAGCUAUCGUGGGAAACCUCGUCGCCAAUGGGUUCCCGCACAUGUUGGUUCUUGGUGUCGCAUUGGGACUUCAGUUUAACCCGCUACUUGAGGGAAUUACUCACUAA